CCUCAUGGACCUGGGUUGGCUCCCAGUCGCCUGGGGGAGGGGAUGUAUAUUAAUAGGGAACAGUGAUAAACCCUUCUCUGCAGGGGAAGAAGGGGUUGGAAGAGGAAACGCCCUCAACCACUCACGCCCGAAAGGCUGGUGGAUUCCGCUCACCAGGUUUCGGGACGAAAAUGGGUCGUUGAUACAGAGUGCACUUGUCAUGCCAUAUCGCAAUUUUGUCCUCAAGGGGGCGCCACCUUUGGGGGCUUGCCAACAAGAGUGGACACCCGGAGAUUGGCCUCAUGGCAAGACGGUGUGGUUGCGAGCAUGUUCUUUCUGGGCCUCGUUCCACACCAUGGCGCUCCGCGCAGAUGCCCUCGGCGGAGAUAAGCCGAAUAGGCUUUUCGGUGCAAUCGCAAGGAUAAUCUCUGGCGGAGCUGUGUGGUGUGGAGGCUGAACCGUGCAUUUCAGGGCGUUCAUGCAGGUGUUGCUGCCAAGAAUUGCACCUGAUUCUGUUGUCUCAUACUUCUGGCAAUGAAACCAGCAGCAAUGAGGUUCUGCGAAUGCUCAUAUGAUGCUGAUGUCCCAAUGCAACACGUUCGAAGCGUGGUCCCUUACUGUCAUGUCAUCGUAUGUCCAACGCGGGUACAUGAAGCUCACCUGCGACCUCAUUGAGACCCAAGACCUGCUAGCGUUCCAAACGUUCACCAACCUCAUCCAGACGUACGGCCCGCAGGAGUACAUGUUGCCGAACAUCACGGGCACUGGAGUGCCGCUCUCCACCAUCUUCGUGGCGCACCACAACCUCGUCACCUAUGGCGUCUCGUUCGAAUGGACGCGCCCCAGGCCCCCCCCCGGUUCGGGCAAGCUUGCCACGAAGAGGUACUAUUCCCCCGAGACGGCAGUCGAGCAGCUCGCGAGCGGGGACCUCUUCCGGGGCGACGCGGAGGUGCAGGCGUGGUACAGGCAGAACCGCGGUUCGCUCGAGCCUGCGUCCGUGGUGGACGUGCCCGGCAUGGCGAAGUGGGUUCAGUUCGCGCAGGUGUGUUUCGCCACUGAAGUCAGCCCCGCGGGCUGCAGUGCCGCUUGGCCAGAUGUGUUCAACUUGACCCACCCGUUUUCUGAUGACAUUUCUGUGGCAGACGGGCUAUAGGCUGCAGGCGUUUUGACGGGAGAGAGCGGCAAGGUCGGGGCAUUGAUGUAUAUAUAUAGGUGUUACAACGCACUUCUAAUCAUAGCCAGUGGGGAGUGAGGGCAAACGACGCUCAGAAGGGCGGAGCCCAUCGUGAUGUGCGAUCGAGCCACUUGUGCCAGGAAGCUCCUCACUGUGCUCCCGCUCCGGCAAUGCUCCUGGGCCCCGUGACGGCGGCUGCCUGGCGCCCGCAGACACGUUCUCGUGCUUGCGGCUGCGCGCAGCUGCCGGAGUCGCCCUGCAGCAUCUUCGGGCACGCAUUGCACUAGGCAUCCUGCCAGGCUCAUAUGAGCUGUCCAGCCGUGAGGGGAAGGCCUGGGGUGACCAUUUUUUUGUGGAAUUGGUUAUUAUGCAGGAGAGUGGGUGGAGCCUGGUUUGGGCAAUUCUGCUUGGGACGCCCUCAGAAUCUGCCUGGUUUGGCCCCUGGUUUGGCCGCGCGCCCUGCCUGCGACAUCCUGAACAUUUGCUUGGGCCUAGUUUUUCUUGGUGUGGGCUUGUUUGGGGCGCCUUCCCGCUUGAGACGUUCUCGCACUUCGCCCGGUUUGGCUCUGAG
Molecule: messenger RNA, 1724 nt
Organism: Prorocentrum cordatum
Lineage: Eukaryota; Dinophyceae; Prorocentrales; Prorocentraceae
Source: the annotation of a GenBank genome assembly